This is a messenger RNA of Sturnus vulgaris (Common starling), 2352 nucleotides long. It is a transcript of the gene FMO1, whose product is annotated as flavin containing dimethylaniline monoxygenase 1. Gene Ontology annotation, molecular function: N,N-dimethylaniline monooxygenase activity; flavin adenine dinucleotide binding; NADP binding. Lineage: Eukaryota; Metazoa; Chordata; Aves; Passeriformes; Sturnidae. The record is from RefSeq and is a predicted model, not a curated record.
UUCGGGGGCGGCACAUAGAGAAAUUCCCAACGGAGGGCAUGCCUGCUGGGAGCCUGAUGAUCACCUGUGGGGUUUCUCCCAGGUCAAACCCCGCUGCCAUCCUGGGAUCCCGGCAGAGGGCACAGAGAUGAGAGUGGCCGUGGUGGGAGCAGGGGUCAGCGGGCUGGCAGCCACCAAGUGCUGCCUGGACGAGGGGCUGGAGCCCACGUGCUUCGAGCAGAGCCAGGACAUCGGGGGGCUCUGGCGCUACACGGAGCACAUCGAGGCCGGCCGGCCAAGCCUUUACCCAUCACUCAUCAGCAACACCUCCAAGGAGAUGUCUGCCUUCUCCGACUUCCCCUUCCCCGAGCACUUCCCGGUGUUCCUGCACAACGCCCUGCUCCUGGACUACCUGCGGCUCUACGCCGAGCGCUUCAACCUGCGGGAGCGCAUCAGCCUUGGGACCACCGUCGUCAGCAUCCGUAAGCGCCCCGACUUUGCCGCCACGGGCCAGUGGAAUGUGGUGACAGAGGCGGGUGGCAAGCAGACAUCAGGUGUCUUUGAUGCUGUCAUGGUCUGCAGUGGCAGUUUCUCGGAGCCAUCCCUCCCCCUGCACUGUUUCCCUGGCAUCGAGAGGUUCCGAGGGCAGUACUUCCACAGCCGGCACUACAAACAUCCCGACGUGUUCCAGGGCAAGCGUGUCCUCGUGGUGGGCAUGGGCAACUCAGGAGUGGACAUCGCAGUGGAGGCCAGUCGUGUGGCUGCAAAGGUGACCAUUAGCACCUCUCGAGGAUCCUGGCUGCUCAGCCGUGUGUUUGAGGGUGGCUACCCCUGGGAUAUGGUUUCAAUCACUCGCCUCAAGAGCCUGAUCAAAAACAGCCUCCCCAGAGCCCUUUCGUGGCGCUUGACUAAUUCCAAGGUGAACAAGAGGUUCAACCACACAAACUAUGGCCUUCAACCGGACAACAGCUGCCUGGUCCGCGAGGCCCUGGUGAACGACGACCUCCCGAGCUACAUCCUGACAGGCAGGAUCACCAUCAAGCCGGGCGUGAAGGAGUUCAAGGACAACUCAGUGCUGUUCCACAACUGCCCUGAGGAGGAGCCCGUUGAUAUUGUUGUUUUCUGCACGGGCUACGUCGUCUCCUUCCCCUUCCUAGAAGAAUCCAUCAUCAAGGUGGAAAACAAGCACGCGUCCCUCUACAAGCACGUGUUCCCAACCCACCUGCAGAAGCCCACCCUGGCUGUCCUGGGGCUGAUUAAGCCCUUAGGACCUGUCAUGCCCGUGGUAGAGAUGCAGGCACGCUGGGUGAGCCGUGUCUUCAAAGGCUUGUGUCACUUGCCUUCCCAAUCUGUCAUGGAGAACGAAGUAAAUGAGAACAAGAAAAACCAAGUCAAAUGGUUUGGUCUGACCUAUGAUGAAGUCCUCAAAACCGAGUCGUUGAUCUACCUGGACACGCUGGCCUCCCUCAUUGGUGCCAAGCCCAGCGUGCUGGAGCUGCUCUGCACAGACCCCAAGCUGGCCCUCACCAUCUUCUUUGGCCCCUGCUCCCCCUACCAGUACAGACUGGGGGGUCCUGGGCGCUGGGAGGGGGCACGACAGGCCAUCCUCACCCAGUGGGACCGUGUCUUAAAGCCCACAAGAACACGAGUCCCUGCUGGCUCCUCCAGCUCUUUCCCUUCCCUCCUGGUUAUGAUGGGAUUCCUUCUGCUCCUGGCUGCUGUGAUUUUUGGUUUCAAAUAGCUUUUAGAGUGGGUUUGUUUGGUUGCUUUUUUUUCCUUUUGUCCUGAGAGAUGUUGUCUCAGGUCAGAGAGCUCCUCAGUGUGCCACGGGACUGGGGAAAAGGAUUUCAGUGAGAUGGCAACAAACUUUAAUCUGCAACCUGCAGCAUAAACCUCCCUCUGCUCCAGCUCAAGCCCAAGCACAGCUUUGCAGACCUCAUUAGCCAAGGGUGGCAGCCUUGCCCAAGUGUCUGUUGCCCCUCUGCUCCCCUGCCUGCUGCCAGGAGCAGAGCAGGGAUUGGUGCCACAAUUGUGCCUGGAUCACACAAGACAGGCUGCAGUGAGGACAAUACCAGCGAAAAUGGGCACAGGAGCAAAAGUACCCAGGAAUUAUCUGAGCUGUGCACACAGGUCAGGCUGUCCCUUUCUCCAAGCCUAAAUACUGUGACCCUAAAAUCCCAGUUGGGGCUGAACUGGUGCAUCUUGGCAGUGCAGUGCUUGUGGUGCUUUGUCACACGUGAGCCUGUGGGGCUGAGCACUCCUGGCUUUGCUUCCCUGCAUGCCCCACCACUGGACAAUCCUGAGGCUUUGUUUUGUGCGUGGAGAGACUGUAGAUGAAUAAAAUCUCGGUGGCUGUGGCGGGAGUGUGCUGCA